Molecule: messenger RNA, 1524 nt
Organism: Rhizophagus irregularis DAOM 181602=DAOM 197198
Lineage: Eukaryota; Fungi; Glomeromycota; Glomeromycetes; Glomerales; Glomeraceae
Source: RefSeq, a predicted model, not a curated record
AUGGAUUCUACGCCUAUUCGAUACACAUCCACAAGUUAUUUGCCUAACACAAAAUAUCAAAUUAGUAAAAUGCUCACACACUUUUUUAUUUUACAAAAAGUUUUACCUCGACGUAUUCAACAAAAGUAUUUUGAUUUGAUUCGCCGGAAAUUAUUGGAACAAAUUAACUUUAUCAAGUCACGUGCUUCUAAAAGAACUUUGAAGAACUCCAUUACCCGCACUUUCUUCUCGUUUUCUUAUAAGCGCUAUCGCUUCCACUUUGGCAUUUACAUUCCUUGUGAACAUGCUUGCGCACCUGGUUCAUUAAACCCUUUCACCUGGUGUCAUAGCCCGAGCCCUUUCGUCAUGUCUUUAAAUAGACGUGCUUGUGGUACUCAUCAAUCUGAAUUCUCGAGAACAGAAAUCAACCACCAUCUGAAACCUGUGCCUGAUUCAGACCCAGGAUUUAUAAAUUCAAAAUCUUCACACGCAAAUCAUGUAUAUGAUCUUUGGCAACAUCGAUGGAAAAAUGAUAUUUUUUCCAAUCGUCUUGGUAUUCGAUACAAUGUAUGUUAUGCAGCCAACAGUAGUAAUUUCGUGCGAAAGCACCCAGGCGCCUACAUUUAUAGGAAACACCUUUCGAAUUUCAGCUUCGACCUCAGCAGUAACCCUGUAACGAAACGCAAACAGGAAACCCGCUUUAAGAGACAUUGUGCACGGGUGUUUAAAAAUAUUAACCCUACAUCCCGCACUAUGAAAGAAGAUAAACUCGCAGCAGGGAGACGUUUUCGCUUCCUAUUCCAUGAAUCUCAACACAUUUACUCACCUCUUCACCACCUGAAAUUCAAACGUUUUUCAAUAGGAAAAUUUUUACCUGAUCCCGAUGACUAUACAUUUAACAUACCUUACCAUUCGCUGAAGAAUUCCAGUAUUACGCCUAUAGUUGGUUCACAACCUUCGACAUCAUAUAGGCCUUCUGGUGCCAAUACAAUCCCCCAUUAUUUGAAUGCUGAAGAAAUUGCGGUGCUCGGUGGCUCUUUAGAACCACUUAAACGUACUCCUGUUUAUUACGGUUAUAACCCCGUAGACCCGUCAAAAGUGGACAGUAGUUAUCACUUACAAUACAACCCUAUUCAACCCGAUUUACCUCCCAGUAUCGAAAUACGUCAAUCUAAUCCUUUAGAUUACGAUUCAUCCACCGCUAACGCUAUAGGUACUACACUCAAACAUUAUUAUCGUCGAGCAAUGUUGACUCGACAAAUUACGGUCUGGACUAAAGACUACCAUAAGUAUAUGAAACAACCUCCACCACCUCCAAAACCUUCCAAAAAGAAACAGCAUCACAAGUGGAAGAAAUGGAUGGAAAAGCAUCAAGAUUAUGAAGACUUUAUGAGCAAACCGUACGCUCCUCGGCCUUACUACCCGCCUGAUUACCAUACAGACCUUUUUGGUUCUCCUUCAUACACAUCAGAUGAAACUAAAACAGUGGAAUACCGACCUAACAAGAGGGAUACGUUGACCAAUUCUUCCGCUUCAUCACAAUGA